This is a messenger RNA of Postia placenta MAD-698-R-SB12, 582 nucleotides long. RefSeq lists its product as hypothetical. The annotation marks the transcript as partial. NCBI's taxonomy places the organism in Eukaryota, Fungi, Basidiomycota, Agaricomycetes, Polyporales, Adustoporiaceae. The record is from RefSeq and is a predicted model, not a curated record. The transcript has 3 exons.
AUGCUGCGCAUGGACCAGCUGUGCACGGACCAGUGCGCACAGCCUCCCCUAAACUUCCCUUGGAACGAACCUUUCAGCACCUGCACUUUAGUGGGCGGUGCUUGUCCUUAUGGACGCUACACACACCUUCCCGUCCUCCCCCCAUCCAUCGUGGCUGCCUGUCAAGGCCAAAUUCACACUUUCGACGCUCAGGACCUCGUCGACGUCUACAUCCCAGAUGGCCCUGAGACCAUCAUCCUCACCUGCGAGCAGCAGCCAUGCCCCAAUCGGACACCCCGGUCGAUCGAACAAGAUUACCCACGCUACAAGGCGAUCAGAAGGGCUCAACACCCGCUCGGUCCUCGGAGCAAUCUCGCAUCUCGAUCUGCCUCACGGCACUCUCGCCCUGUCUUCCCUAGCUCCUGUCUUCCCCAACCGGUUGCCGGUCCAAGUCAAGCGCGAGGAGAUCUCCCUACAGACCUUGCGCCAGAGCCUGAGCCUGAGCAGAGUGCGAGUGAAGAAGGAGUCUCGGAGUCUGAGUCCGCGGAUUCUGCUUGGUCCGCCCCGCCGACAGCGCUCGCCCCCACGUCAGCAGUCCCUGAC